Linum tenue is the source of this 1437-nucleotide messenger RNA. The record is from the annotation of a GenBank genome assembly. Lineage: Eukaryota; Viridiplantae; Streptophyta; Magnoliopsida; Malpighiales; Linaceae.
UUCUUCGGUAUGUUCUUUCUCUCCAUAUCUGCAGAGGGAUAAAGAAACUGAGAGAAUCUCUGCCUCCAACUCAGCUGAAAGAAAAGCUACCUCGCUUCUUUCACAAAUGCGCUCAGACAUUUGAGUCUGAUGAGCGCUACAGGAACGAUCCUCGCUACCUUCGAGUUUGGUUGCAGUUGAUGGAUUAUGUGGAUGAACCAAGUUCGCUAUUGAGAACCAUGGAGAAGAAUCAGAUUGGGAUGAAGAGGUCAUUGUUUUACCAAGCAUAUGCUUUGUGCUAUGAAAAGAUGAAGAAAUAUGAGGCGGCUGAGCAGAUGUACCAGAUAGGUGUCCAGAAUUUUUGGGUGGAAAACCAGCCUUGCUGAGCCUGUUGACGAGUUGCAAAAUCGUAUGAACAGUUUCUUCAUCGUAUGCAGAUCGCCUUAAGAGCUGAUAAAAGACCUGUACAGCUGCAGUGAGGACUGAUGUGAACAAUGAAACGUAUGCAUUACUAAAGCUGAAGGGAAACAAAUUCAAGAUGGAAGCACUGGUCUUGUGAAGAAGCCUUUUGAGGAAUCCAACCGUCCUGGAUCAAAUGGAAACAGCAGCUGGAAUGGUGGGUUUGAAGUCUAUGUGGAUUCAAACGUGGAGGUCAGUGGAACCAAGCCAUUGAGCAAUGCUGGAAAGAAAGAGCCUCUUCAAAUAUUGAUCGAUGAUGAAAUGCACCAAGAGGCUGAAUUUUGUGAAGAGGAGGAGGAAGAAGAAGACUCCCCUUUUGUAUUCACAUGUCCGCAGGAUCUUUCAGCAUCUGAAGAAGGUGGCUCGAGGUCCCCAAGAAACAAACUUACGAGGGAGGAUACAGUGGUUCAUCGGUUUGUUGGGUCCACCAUUUCGGACAAACCGGAAGUGGAGAAUCUAUGCCACCAUGGGUUGGUUGAUCCCACAGUGAACUUGAAGCAAGCCAUGGAACACAUCAACAACAUGUUUGGGGAGCCCAUAGAGUUUGCAAGCGCCAAGGGAGCAAAGCAGCCGGUGAGACAACAACAAGAACAGCAACAACUUGGUGGUGGUGGGUUUUUUAUACUGCCCGAUGAUGAUGAAUUUGAUGGAAAACAAAGCCAGCCAGUGAAGAAACAAGAACAAAAAAAUGGUGGUAUUUUUUUGUACUGCCUGAUGGAUGAUGAUGAUGCUGUUGAUGAUAACCAAAACCAGACAGGUAAGAAAAUGCAAGAAGAAGUUGGCGGGUUCUCAAUAUUGCCAGCUGAUGUUGUUAAUCAUCAUCAAGAAAGCAAAACAUCAUCAUCUGAUACAAGGGGAUCAGACUUGUUUGAGCCAACUCUGUUCACUAUACAGGCAAUGCAUGACAUUAACAAGUUGUUUGGGACGCUACUGGAUUUUUAGCCCUUAUAAGGGUAAGUGGCUUCUUCUCCUUGUUGAAACGAAGUUUCAUUUUCUCAA